GCCUACAAAAAGGCACCCCCGUACCGCACGGCUUCCACAGUUCCACCCCUCCGGCACAGCGCGCAAGGGCAGUACACCACCAGCGAUCGCAUCGCAUCGCCCCCGCACUCGCACGCCCCUCCGCAGCAUCCGCAGAUCAGAUCCCCGCGGCGGCCAUGGCCGGGAAGUUCGAGCUCCAGGGCCGGCACGGCAAGUCCCGCGUCCGCGUCUCCCGCGUCUGGCGCCGCCCCGCCGCGGCGGGGGGCCACGUCAUCGUCGAGUGGAGCGUCGCCGUCAGCGUCGUCUCCGACUGCCUCCCCUCCUACACCUCCAGCGACAACUCCGCCAUCGUCGCCACCGAUUCCAUCAAGAACACCGUGUAUGUCAAGGCGAAGGAGUGCACGGAAGUGGUGUCCAUGGAGGAAUUCGCCGUGAUUCUCGGAAGGCAUUUCACCUCCUUGUACCCUCAGGUCUCAGAGGCUACGGUGACCAUCGUGGAGCGCCCAUGGGAGCGUGUGGUUGUCGACGGAAAGCCUCAUUCGCACGGGUUCAAAGUUGGUGUUGAGAAGCACAGCACAGAAGUCAUUGUGAAAAAAUCUGGAAGCCUGCUUAUAAAUUCUGGAAUCCAAGGGUACUCGCUGCUAAAGACAACUCAGUCUGGUUUUGAAGGAUUUGUGACGGAUCGCUAUAGACUUCUGCCUGAUACAAGAGAAAGGAUAGUAGCAACAGAAGUAACUGCUUGGUGGAGGUAUCCUUUUGAACAUGUUUCGCAGCUCCCGUCAAAGCCAUUCUGCUUUACUCAAAGAUACCAGGAUGUAAAGAAAGUUCUUUCAGAGACGUUCUUUGGCCCCCCUGAUGUUGGUGUGUAUAGUCCAUCUGUACAAAAUACGCUGUACCUCAUGGCCAAAGAAGUUCUUAUGAGGUUCCCAGACAUAUCAUCAAUUCAGCUUAGAAUGCCAAAUCUUCACUUUCUGCCUGUCAACUUGGGCAGCAAAGAAAAUCCAUUGGUGAAGUUUGCUGAUGAUGUGUACUUGCCGACGGAUGAACCACAUGGAACUAUUGAAGCAACUUUGAGCCGUCCCAUGUCGAAGCUGUAAUCUGGUGAUCAUGCUACUCCUGUUUCGUUCCCCCAGCAUUCCCUGGCGAAAAUGUACAAUAAGCUGUACAAAGGGGAAAAAAACUGCCAUAACCCCUAUGCAAAGGGGUAAAUAAGUGAAUAAUCUUGUGUUGCAUGUUUUCAGCUGUAGACGUCCACCUCGUGAAGUCCCACCGUUUGUAAAUUUGUACAUUGCUUCCUUAUAUGAAACCUGUUAAACAUCUUCAAAAGCUUGGUCA
Molecule: messenger RNA, 1314 nt
Organism: Panicum hallii
Lineage: Eukaryota; Viridiplantae; Streptophyta; Magnoliopsida; Poales; Poaceae
Product: uricase-2
Exons: 8
Coding region: 156-1076 (306 amino acids)
Biological process (GO): urate catabolic process; purine nucleobase catabolic process
Cellular component (GO): peroxisome
Molecular function (GO): urate oxidase activity
Source: RefSeq, a predicted model, not a curated record